UUUCUGCUCGCCAACCCCCCCUCCUCGCGUCCUCGCACACGCACUGCGCGCCGUGUCCUCGAUCUCUCCUCUCCUCUCCCCUCCCCUCCCUCCCUUUCUCUUCCACGGACACCGGGAGGAGAAGGGUUGAUCCGAUCGGGGAGGAGGCGUGGCCAGAGAUGGGUCCCCACGGAGGCAGCAUUGCGCUCCGCGCGGUCGUGCUCGCCGCCGUCCUCGGCUUCGCCGCCGCCGGGUUCAUCUCGAAUGACGCGCUGCUGGAUCGCGGGCACGACACCACCGGCCGGAGCCUGCUGCAGGCCAAGAAAGAUUGCCCGGUGAGCUUCGAGGGCGCCAACUACACGAUCAUCACGAGCCGGUGCAAGGGCCCGCUGUACCAGCCGACGCUGUGCUGCGGCGCGCUCAAGGACUUCGCGUGCCCCUACGCCACCUACAUCAACGACGUCACGACCAACUGCGCCGCCACCAUGUUCAGCUACAUCAACCUCUACGGCAAGUACCCGCCGGGCCUCUUCGCCAACACCUGCCACGAGGGCGACAAGGGCCUCGCGUGCCCCGAGGACACCCCGCAGGUCCAGCCCGGGCAGAAGGCCUCCGGCGCGGCCGCCGUCGCCGCCGCGCCCGCCGCGGCCCUGGCCGCCGCGCUGGCCGCCUCGUUGCUCGUGUCCUGCUGAGAGACCCCGGAUGGCCAUUGUGAACAGAGCAGGGAGGAGGCUUUGAGUUUGAGGCCGUGACAGCGCAACCGACUGCGUUUCUGUACCACUUUCUUUUUCUGGAUGGAUGGUUCUCAAGAUGUCUGGAUAUGUUUUAUAUCUGAAUGAAAUCCGAAAAGGGUGGUAGACGGGCAAAGCUAACCAGCUAAACUCUGCUUUCACUUUUUGAACAUGGUAAAAUUUCGUUAA
This is a messenger RNA of Sorghum bicolor (sorghum), 899 nucleotides long. Its product is annotated as GPI-anchored protein LLG1. The record is from RefSeq and is a predicted model, not a curated record. NCBI's taxonomy places the organism in Eukaryota, Viridiplantae, Streptophyta, Magnoliopsida, Poales, Poaceae. The transcript has 3 exons. The coding region runs from base 159 to 671 and encodes 170 amino acids.